This is a messenger RNA of Podarcis lilfordi (Lilford's wall lizard), 44229 nucleotides long. Lineage: Eukaryota; Metazoa; Chordata; Lepidosauria; Squamata; Lacertidae. The record is from the annotation of a GenBank genome assembly.
AAAAACAACCAUAUAUACUCACAGCUAACAAUUUCAAAGUUGCUAGGAACAGUAUAUUUCAGCCAUCAAAUGCCUGGUAAACAGGAAAGUUGUUUAAUGCCUCCUGGAAGUUGAUAAUGAGGGAAAUAAAUGCAGCUCAUUCUACAACUGGGGAACCAUUAAUGGGGAAACACCACACACACACCCUCCUCAGUAGCCUGAGUCACUUUCUUCCUUUUGAAUACUUGUGUGGCUUGCAGAAGUGCCCUACUUUGCACUUUAAUCACCAAGCUAAGAGUGAAGUGCCCCACCUGUUUUUGCUGCAGUAUCCCAACAUACCUACCUUCAAGCCGAUCUACCUGCAAGUAAGCAUCUCAGCUAGUGGUUUCAUGUAGUAAACUGGUACAUAUACUUGAAAACACAUCUGUUCCACUCACAAAUAAUUCACCCAAGUGGGAAUUCCCUAGAGAAAGCAUUCCACUCUUUGGUCUUUUAAGUAUGUUUGGGAGCUGUAUUCUCCUAUUUUAAUGUUACUGUGUUAAUAUUUCUUAAACUGCAUUAAUAAUAUUAUUAAACUGUAGUUUAAAAUGCUAUAUUAUGCUUCUGUUACGUACAUUUGGUAAUUUAAAAAAUGAAAACUUGCUUAUGAAUCACAAAAGAGUGAUUUACAAAUCAUGAAAGAAACUGGGCCAAAGGAAGCUGCUGAAUGAGCUUUUCUAAAAAAGAAAAGAAAAAGGGUGUAACUGGCUGUGGUUUAUCAUCCAGCCAUCCUGCAAGUCAUCCAAACAUGAAAAUUAGUCAUAGCUGACUGACUCGUGGUCUGGUUCCCAAUGAAGUCUCCUGUGCAGCAUAAUUGACAGUAGCUUCAUUUGGAUCACUGCGGGCUGCAUUCUAUUCUGUGUAGAAUAUCUUAAAAUGGAUGAUUUUGGUUCCUUGUUAAUGUAGUUUUUUGUUGCCCUAAAACAAAAACAAAAUCACAAUUGACCCUCAACUACCUUUUCAGCAAUUCAUAUUUUCACCACCAGCUGGCUCUAAGAGAGGUUGCAAAACAUUUUGGUUCCCAUAGGAACCGCUGAUUGACAGAGAUAUUCUUUCCUGAUUACUCAUUCCUCCACUCCUGAGUCAGAUUACAAACAAGUUUAUAGAUUAGAAGCUUUGGUCACCCAGUUCUAACAAUUACAACACUUGUCAGGCCACUUCAUGUCAGCAGUACACACAGACAUUUUACACCCACAGCAACAACAUAUUGGGCUGAAUUUAUCCAUGCUGCAACUCCAGUAAAAUCCAUACUAUCACAAUAGCUGAUAAAACCUGAUAUAGCACAAUGGGAUUACGGUAAUUACCGUAACUGAAGUACUUUAUGAAGAGGAAUGUGCACUUAGAGCCACAGUCCUAUGCACAUUUACCUGGGAGGAUGCUUGGCGAGUUGCAUGUCAGAUUUAAAGACGUGCAUUGGCAGCCACUGUCUUAUCGCUUCCUUAUCAAGAGAUGCUGAAAAAUGUGAAUGAGGAGAUCCACAGCCUUUGAUCCAGUUACCUUUAUGUUCAGUGGGAGCCUCACCCACAAAGAUACACAGUAUGGGGGAGACACGUAAACACGUUGGGAAGAAAUAAAUCUAGGCUCCUCAAGAAAUGACGCAUUUUAAAUAAAGCACAGCUUUAUGACAAACACACCCAUUGUUCACAGACUUGUUAUAAAAAUGAGAUAGUCUGACUCAUUGCAAUGUUGGUCCCUCAAGCACACCACACGAUUAGCAACCAUGAACAGAAGCCCCAGAAUAAAACAAAAGUUCGGUUGUUUUCAAUGUUCUAGGUCUGAAUUGGGCUGACAUUGUAUGUGAAACUUAGAUCCCAGUCCAGCCCCCCUACUACUUUUUAAAAGGACAUUUGGCAACAUUUAUUAGAGGAGUUAUAAUUCAUAUUAUAGAUUCAGGUAGGUAGCUGUGUUGGUCUGACGCAGUCAAAAAAUAAUAAUACAGUAUUGUCCAGUAGCACCUUAGAGACCAACUAAGUUUGUUCUGGUAUAAGCUUUUGUGUGCAUGCACUCUUCUUCAGAUACCAAUUAAUAUUAUGUUUAUUUAUAUCCCACCUUUUUCCCUGACGGUCUCAAAGUGGCUUACAGCUAAAAAAAGAGACAUUAAAAACAAUUAAGCAUUAAUAAGACAUGUGAGAUCUAUUAAAGCAUAGCACCUUUUGUUAAGAAAAAUGUUAGCAGUGUUUAGGCUUAGUGCCUCUGAGCACGUGCAGAGUUCUUCCAAAGAAAGGACUUUCAAAGCGUCUCACUGAACAUGUGCAAAAUGGCUUUUGAAAUGCUUCCUUGCCUGUCCAGUGACGGCAAAAUCUUGCACCUUUCACCUUCUGUUUGGAGGCUGCAGGCUGGGAAUAGGGACCUGAAACGGAGAGGGCCAUAAAAUCAACCUUGGAGCAAUCGAAGAAAAACUGGAGCUACAAACAUAUGCCUGGACAGACGCCCAACACAUUUAUGAGCUUUCAUGGCGCAAUCCCCCAGGACGUUUGCCAGGAGGGAAAGCCUACAGAUUACAGCAGGAUUUUCUUCGGAGUAAACGUUUGGGAGUUAAAACUCCAAAAGGCGAAACAGGAAUCCCCGCUGGGCGCGUCAGCGCAGAAGCAGGCCCUACCGAGUUAAAGCCUAACCCGUUCAGGGACUGCAACAAACUUGUGCAAGCGGCACCAGAGAAACCGGUUACUCCUGGGGCAGCCGGACGCGUUUCUUGGGCGGGCGGGCGGGCGCGCAGGUGGCGUGACGGGGCCGCAGCUCCGCCUCACAGGAAAAGGCGGCCAACUUGGGCUGGGCCUAAGGCGGAGCUGAGGCGACGCCGACCGCUUCGGUUGGCGGCGGGCGAAGCGGCUUUCCGACAUCACCUCAGAUCUCAGCGCCGCCCCUCGCGGAGGAGGAGGAGGAGAAGGGACGGAGGAAGGGGAGGGACCGCUGAGCCUUCCGUCUCUGAAGCACCUCAGUCGCAGUUCCCGCCUUGACUACGUUGGCCGCCCAGCGACUUCGCAGGUUGCCGGAGCCCCACAGCUAAUCGAGCGGGAGGCUCCUCGGGGAAUGGGGAGCCGCGCUGGGCCAGGCGGCCAAGGCGGCUGCUGCGGGCUGUGCGGCCUCAGGGUCGCCGUCGCCGCCUUCUUGCUGGCGCUUCUGCCCGGCCGGGUGAGUGGAGAGGGUGCCUCCAGGGAGGAGGAGUAUAAAGCUGGCGUGGGGCUGGGGUGUUUGUGGGGGGUGGUGGUGGGUACAUUUUGGGGUAGAGGAAGACCACUCACAGACUUGUCUAAAGGUCCCUGACUGUGUAAUGAGAAAAGGGUUUUUGGGGGGGGGGGUUCGAGGUGAAUUCUUGGGGGUUUGGUGGGUUAGCAGCAUUAGUAAGAAAAUAUACCCCGGGGUGGAGGUGGGUAGGGAGAGACUCUUUGGGGUGCAGUUCUGGGCAAAAUGCUGUUUUACUCGAAAGUAACUCCUGUUGAGUUUUGUGGGACUUGCUUCCAGAUCCGUCUGGGUAAGACUUCUGCUUUAACAGCAGCUGGCCCAGGUAUCUGUUCAGCUUCAGAUAGUUCUGGUUAAGAGUUCUGCUUCGCUGGCAUGGAGGAGCAAAGGGAUGCGGUAGGUCACGAGAACUUUAAAAUUAGGACGGGCAGUCAGUCGUUGCUGUCUCUAUGGCAAGCGCUUUAAUUGUAAAAGGAAGCGUACAUCUUCAGAGCCGGGUCAAGGGCGGGGAACUUGCAGCCUUCAAACAUUGCCAGCCCAUAAACUCUCCUGAUCUAUGCCGGCUGGAGCUGUGGGGGGUGGGCAAGGACAUCUUGAGGAGUACAGAUUACCUCCCCCGCUCCGCCCAGUGUAAGGCAAUUUCCAUCCUUCCUUGGGAAGUGCUUGAGCCUGUUGUAGAGAGCAAAUUGGUGUAUUAUAGAUUGCAGGCCCUUGUUUCAGGUCUUAUUUAUCUUGCACCAGUGGUAUGUGUGGCACUUCACAGUGUAAAAGAGGGCAGGCUUUUAGAGCUUGCAAUCUAAACUUUGAUGCAAGGUAAGUGGUGGCAUCACAUAGGCAUUCUGGGAGGCAGUUCCAAGCAUAUAGGGGAGCAAAGGAGGGAGACUGGAGUGAGCCUAUUCUGCUGUAAGAAUGUUGACAAACCCACAGGUAGUUUUAGGGGAGCACAUUGAGUGCAAAGCCUCCGGGGAGCCACCAGGGGCGUGGCAACUAGAAUGGAGCGGGAGAGGCAGAAGGGCACCAAAUUUGGGCAUAGCACAGGGUGUCAAAUUUGAGACCCCAGGAUCCACCACGGUAAAAUAGCAAAAUCCAGCUGUUAAAAAAAAAAUUCAGUGAUGAGAAGUCUGUUUUGUCAUGAAAAGAGUGGUAAAUCAUUUUGUAGUUGAAAAAAUGGCUGGGUGAAAGCAGCAUAAAUGACUAAUUGUCUGAAUACUGUAGUAGCGUUAUUGUGCAAGCAAGACUGAGAAAUCACCUGGGUCAGGUAAUUUGCCAGACAUUAUUAUUCAAGCAACUAGGUGACAUUCAUAAUAUUGCAACAAAUGGCUUCUUACAGUUCCAAUACUUACUUGUAAACCUGCUGUUAUUCAUAGAUGUAUUAAGUACUUCUAUCUUGCAUUCAAAACUUUUGUUGAUGCUACAAAUUUAAAAGCAAGUUGUGUGCUGCCAAAUAGAUGCAAAGCAGUAAAGUGAAGUUAGACAUCCAUAACCCAUUGUUUUGGCUGACUGGACUCCUCAGUGGUUGUUGAGUCCUAAGAAUCUCAUUUUCAGUUCCACUCCCCAAGGAAUCUAGGUCUUAUUAUUUAAAAUUGAAAGUCUGAGAAGCUCACAUUUAACACACCUGGCAGUGAUACAUUGUUUGGAUAUGAUCUGCAUUGACACAACGAAUGCAGAAGUACUCAGUGGACUUGUUUCGCAAGAGUUGUGCUAAGAGCAGUCACAGCUCUUCGUUGCUCUUCUCUUGGAUACCUGAUGAAUAUAGCACAGAUAACUUCCUGUAUUUUCUUUACUUUCUGAUGCUUAUUCCAAGUGACAUGAUAAACCUUUGUUGUGCCUAACAUAUUUUCUUUUGCUUCUUGGGUAAGACACUAACCAUCAAGAACGUAGACAUGGUUGAGCAUAUGUGUCAUUGAAUGCUGAAUGACAGACAUUGGAGUAAUAGAUGCAACUUCCAUAUUACUGUAUCUGCAUGCUGGUUAUUUCUACCAUUGUUGUACAGUGGUACCUUGGGUUACAGACGCUUCAGGUUACAGACUCUGCUAACCCAGAAAUAGUACCUUGGGUUAAGAACUUUGCUUCAGGAUGAGAACAGAAAUUGUGUUCCGGUGGCACGGCAGCCGCGGGAGGCCCCAUUAGCUAAAGUGGUGCUUCAGGUUAAGAACAGUUUCAGGUUAAGAACAGACCUCUGGAAUGAAUUAAGUACUUAACCCGAGGUACCACUGUAUUCCUAUCUGUCAUAUCUAAGAGGCACAGGAAACCAGAAGUAGAAAAGUGGCAACUCUACAGAAUAGCAGCUGGUUUCCUAUUGAUCAUUGCUCCUGUAGGCUUUGCUAGUGGUCUGCAUGGAAAGAAGAAGUGGAACUGGCUUGCGGCUACCCAUAGAGAUCAUAAUGAAUAUAAGCAGUUUCAACAAACUGUUCACAUGCCUUAGUGUUCCUUUGGAGUUGUGUAUGAGAGAUGUGAGAUUUACCAACUGCUACUGGGGCACAUUAUGUCAUUGAGACAGUACUUUGCCAUGUGUCCUUUAUCUUAUAAGAAAGAAUUAAGAUAUGCAUAUUUGGCCACCAUUAUCCUCCCCCUAUCCAAACUUUAUUGAAUUAUUUAAAAACAAUUACCAAGCAUAAAGUGUUUGACUUCCAGGAAAAAUACACUACAGUUGUUAAGCCUUGUAUGUAGUCACUCACAUGGCAUCAAAACAGACUGCUUGGAAAAUAUUAUACAUUAGAGACUAAGCUCAUAUCCACAGGGUAUGCUUCAUUCUAGGGUGUUAAGAUAAUUUCUCCAUAGUGGCCACCAUUAUAAAUGUGUGGAGUAUACAGUGUUUAGAAAUAGUGGUACCUGUAUUGAGCACAGCUUUUCCUUGUUCAUACUAGGUGCUUAAAUGGGUUGGGCCCCUUUCUGCAAAAUGAAGUAAAAGAGUGCACCGCUUCAAGUUGCAGAUGGAGAUCAUUUGGAAUGUUCCUCUGCCUUAAAAGAAGCUCCCUGCAAGUAUUAAGAUAUAACUUUUAUUCCUGGUGUGCUACUUUUCUACUAGCCGGGAGCGUUCACAUAGAAAAACAUUGCAAAAUGGUAGCUUUGAACAGCAUUCUGAAGUGGUGUAGUCAAUUCUACUGCCUUAUUUAUGUAUUUAUUACAUUUAUAUCCCACCUUUCCUUCAAGUUGCUCAAGAAAGCAUACAUAGUUCUCUCUUUAGCUGGGUGGUGUGCGGAGUGAGGAGGGAGUGGGGCUUCUGUCGAGUUUAGUGGGAGUAAGUUUAAUGUAUGCUUUAAGUUGGUAUAAUAUUGCACUACUGUUGGGAGGUGGGACUGGUAUCUGAUUAUGAUUUAGGAAAGGAAUGCUGUCAAGUAGAUGUGUGGGAAGCUGCUGUGUCUCUGUGUAUCCUAAAAUUAGAGGACUACAGUAUUGAAAUAUGUGAGCUGAAAGGGUGCUUUAACCUUUGAGAGUUCCUGCAGUGGCACUGUGCAGUGCUGUGUGAGCACCAAAAUGUGUGACAUUUUAAUUUAGGUAACCUCUGUGUAGGUAAAUUCCAUUUUAUGAGCCAUCUUCUUUUGGUAAAAAUUGGAUGGUUUUGCAUAAAUUCAAAAUUUAAAUUUAGGCAUUAAGCUGGUAUUAAGAGCCUAGUUCACUGUACACAUCAUGUGAAAUCCUAUUUAAGGAAUCUUAACUAGGGUAUGGUAUGAUGUCUGCAUAGAUAAAUUACAGAACAACAACCAUCUCUUGGUCUUUGGGUGCUACUGUGCAAUGAGGGAGAACCAACACUAGGUGUUCGAUUUCAUGGAAACUUUAAUUAUGAUUUGGAUUCUAAAUUCAGGUUAGCCAAAACCAUGAUAUGGUGUGAUGUCUGAAGUAGCUGUUUGGUGUGUUUGAAUAUUAUAGGAUCACAAUAGGAGAGUACAUUCUAUGGUUUGUAGUUAGAAAAAGCUUCAAUAGACUGGUUGGAAACUUGGCAGUGUGAAAGACGAUGGUCCAUGCUGAAUUUUGGGUAGAAAGGAUGAGAAAUGAUUUUGAAUGAUUUUUUUUUAAAAUGGUAUGAGACAUUGGUGUGCUGAUGGUGCUUUUAUUCUAUAGAUUUUGUUAUGGUGGUUUUUUUUGGGGGGAAUCUUCAUUUAUAUUUUGUAUUUUGGGAAAUGGUUUGUUGUGUUAGGUUAAGAGGAAUGUCUAGUAUGUGCUGUGAGUUGUGCAAUAUGUUUGUAGUUUGGUCACAAAAAGACCUUUUCAAAACUAUGUUAGUCAGUGGUAUUUCCUAAGGCGUUUGACUUCAUAUGCUCAAUACAAACCUAUUGUGAGAAAGUUUUAAGUGGAAUGUUGGGUGGAAUGAGAAUGAGUGUGGGCAGAGAGGGUCAGUUGGAAAAUGACAGCAUGGCUGUGCAAUGGGACAGAGAAGGAGCUGGGAGUGGAUGUGAGAUGUGAGGAGAUGUGGCGGGGGGGGGGGGAGUACUUCCAGACCAAUACUUCAUUUUCAAGAAUUUAUAAUUCAGGUAAGCCAAGAGGUUAGAAGUUAAGUGUGAAAGGAGAUGGUGGUGAGGAAGAAAUUUCAGGAAAUUUAUAAAAAUAGAAGCAUGGGGUUGUGGAAUAUCUCUAACAUUCACAGUGGCAAUCUCAUUAAAGAGGAGCCUGGUUAGGAGGAAAAGUUGGCAAUCCGUCUUACCUUAUUUCACUCAAUAAUUUAACCACUUAAUAGUCAUCAGAUGUUACAUUUGAAUUGUUGCCCUUCUGAAUGGUCUGAGAUAACUUAUUAAUGAUAUUUAUUAGUUUAUUUUUCUGUUUCAAUAGAAAAAAAAUUGUAGCCCUAGCCUCCUCAAAACUUAAUCAAAUAAACAAACCUUUUUAGUUUAAUAUGUUGUGUUAAAGCCUUUCCAUGUUCACUCAAAGUUGCAAAAUACUUGAAAAAUAAAGCUAAUAUAUGUUGUAUUUUGUGUGUAUGUUGUAUAUCGGGGUGGGUGGGUGAGCGCGCACGCGCACACACACACAAAAUAUAUAAAAAUACAGUGGUACCUCAGGUUACAUACGCUUCAGGUUACAUACGCUUCAGGUUACAGACUCCGCUAACCCAGAAAUAGUGCUUCAGGUUAAGUACUUUGCUUUAGGAUGAGAACAGAAAUCGUGCUCUGGUGGCGCAGCGGUAGCGGGAGGCCCCAUUAGCUAAAGUGGUGCUUCAGGUCAAGAAGGAAAGCUGCAACUGAGAACUAAAAAGGUUUCACAUUGGUAGCCUCCCUAUGAAUUUUAUGUGUCCUCAAUCUAACAGAUGUGCACAGUAAUUUGUGGCAGUUUCUCUUAAUAUAAACCACUUAAAAGUAGAUGUAUGUGAAUGGAACUUAAGGAAAAAAUCUCACAUAGUUUUCAUUCAUGCAUCUUGGUAUUACUAAUAAUGAAAGCAUAGAUCCAUAGAUUACAUCCAUACAUCCAUAUGCAUUACAUCCAUAGAUGUAAUGCUCCAAAAUUGAGUGUAGGCAUUUUUGCAUAUGGUUCAAAUGGGUUUAGAUAAAUCUCAGUGUUUCAUAGGGUGAUAGUUAAAUCACAGCAACAAAUAUGAGAGAAUAAUGUUUUUGAUUUUAUCAUUAAUUCAAGUCUGCAGUAGCUGAAACGUUUCCAAGAAUACUUGCAAAGAGAAACAUUGUAGUCCUAAACAAUAGUGCCUCAGUUCUUGUCAAAAAGGCAAAUGAUUUAUAAAAAGAAGCUGGUGUUUUUCUGGUAUACAUGAGAGACUUUUGUGUAAUUGUUUCUUAUACAUGUUCAAUUUGAGGAGGGAAGAGAUGACAGAUACAAUUUUAUGUGCUUUGAGGGUUUUUAAAGACAUAAUUUAAUUAUAAUGAAUUGUUAUAUGCCUAUAAGCAUCAGAUGCCUUCAGUAUACAGUGGUACCUCGGGUUAAGAACUUAAUUAGUUCCAGAGGUCCGUUCUUAACCUGAAACUGUUCUUAACCUGAGGUACCACUUUAGCUAAUGGGGCUUCCCGCUGCUGCUGGUGCGCGAUUACUGUUCCGAGGUACCACUGUAGUAAUAAAUGGGUAGGAUUCAAAUCAAUUUAAAUCACCAAUGAGAAAAGGCUAAUUUGAAUGCUUCCUAAGUGACAUGACCUUUGUAAUGGCAUUUGUCUAAUUAUAUAACCAACACCUGCAAGUCUGUUCACCAUCUUAUCCUGACCCACUUAUCUGGCCUGAAUGGGAGAGGUGCUAAUCAGAAGAUAAUAUUCUGAAUUUAGGGAACACAGAAAAGCCAUAUUCUCCUUUUAAGAAUUGUAGUAUUGAAGAUUACAAGAUGGUUUGAAUAUAUGGGCUUGAGUGCGUUGACAUCAACAGCCAAAAAAGAAUUGUCUUCCUCUUUCCACACCUGGCCAGUUGGUUUGAAGAGCUGCAGCUCUGACAUGAGGAGCAGAACCUGAGCUUUCCAUGCUGCUAAGUCAAAACUUUUCCUAACAACCAGCUGAUCCAUGCCUCAGACUUGGGCAGCAACACUCACUUAAGGUUAGUUCUGCAACAACGAACCAUAUGCCAAAGUAGAUUCAGGGCAUGUGUAAGGGAGUGGUGCUUCUCUCUUAACAGAAGUGGCAGUGCAGCCACUACUGAAAAAGCUGCCCUGGAUGCAGUUUCCAUUGAUGUUUUUACUGUUACGACUGUAGUAUUCCAUUUUUAUAUUGUACAGUGUCUUGUUCCAUUUUAUAACUAAGUUUUAUAAAUAAUUAUAAUAAAUACAUAAAAUAUGCUGUGUAUAUCCCUAUUGAUGCAUAAUCGUAAGCAACAGAGAACAGACAUAAUUCUACAAAAUGUAGUUCCAAAAGUUCAUUUUUGUAAGGGAACAAAGUCAAGGCUAAACAGAAAUCUGGCAAUCUGUCCUUGUAAGCCAAGUACAUUACAUACAACAAAACUGUUGGAAGUCUUUCCAAAAACAAGUGUGGAAUCUAAUCUUUAACCUCGUAUGUGUAGAUCCUCUAUAGAUGAAAAAAGCUUCCAGAAAUUUAUAAGUUUCAAAGUAUUAAUGACAAAAAACUCAGUUAAGCUUUUACUGUAUUAAGAUUACUAAAAGUAUUACUCUUCAAGAUACAAUGCAUGAAACCCUGCAAAUGCAAAUUCAAACAGAAAAUAGAAAAUUGAUUGAAAAUAACUAUUAUAAGCACCCCUGUUAUAUGUAUUGCAUCAGUAAGAUAACCAGUGCUUUUUUCUUAAAAAAAAACAAAGUUUAGGGGUACUCUCAUUUUCCUACUCAUAUCGAAAUACUGCCCCUCAAUGAGGCCAAACUUAGAUUCACAAAAUGUUUAGGGGUCUGCACACCCCUGUGUCUCCCCAGAAAGAAAGCACUGAAGAUAACUAAUAGCAAAGUCUGCUAACAAUAUUUAGUACUAACAUAACAUUUCAAGAACAAGUACUUCCAAUAUUCGGCAAAAAUCGGGGGUGGAAAGGAGCUGAAGCUGAAGGAAAAGUGGCUUGAAUAAGGUUCCCAAUGCCUGAUAAUAUUUCAGCCAGGGACUUGGUACUUUAUAAGCCCUCUAAACUUUAUACAGUGUUGCUAGUCAUUCUAGCUGUUGUUUCGAGUCGCAUAGAAGAGAACACCAGUCUCUUGAUGAGAUAGGAGAAAGAUGCCGAUGACAGCACAUUUCCUUUCAGCCCUGUGGAUAAAGUGUUGUCACUAGACUGUCACAUGAUGCAUGUGAGACAUCAGAAGUCUUUGUCUUGCACAUCUUUCUCUCCCUGCCUGUCUCAUGCAAGUUUAGUGAUUUUUCCGUAUACCUUUCAUCACAGAAUUUAAUACAGCCUGUAUGUACACAUCAUUCUCAUAAGACUGAUAUUUUAAAAAAGGGAAUCCAUUUGCAAGUUGAUGAGGGAAAACUGGAAUGAUCACACUUUCAUCAUUAAUUACCAGUUCAGAGAAGUUGCUGACUGAGCUUGCUUCAUAAAGGUUUACUUGGUUUGAGUCCUUUAGUCUACUAAUGAGGAGCCUUUUUUCAGCCCAAAGGCCACAUUUCUUUCUGAGCCAGAACAAAAGUGGACAGAGCACCAAAUGUAAAACUAUGUACAGUAUGCUACUUUAUAUACAUUUACACACACACACUUUAAAGCAAGAGGUGUUAUCAGUCCAAGGGCACAUUCCAGCUAGGAGGAAAACACUGGGUGUGAAGCAGAGCCAGUGAGGGGGGUGGCUGGAAAGAGAAGUGUGGAGGUCUGUAUAUGGUCUCUGGGACUGCAGAAACCAAGGAGUAUUUUUGGCCCGAAUGCUUUUGUGUAACCAAACACAAUUCUGAAAGCCUCCCUCCCAUGUAGCUCUGUGCUCUUGUCCCAGAGUAUCCUAUGUAAACCAUAUAAAUGUUAGAAAAUGGUUUCUUAGCCCUCUCUUUUUCUAGUGUUUGCUAUCAAAUAACUGUAUUUAUUUCAUAUAAUUUAUUUCGUUAGAAGUGAAGGCUGCCAACAGGAAGUAAUGAAGGCCAUCAACUUGGAUGGCUUUAAACGAGGAUUGGACAAAUUCGUGGAGAAUAAGAAUAUCAAUGACUGCCGACCAUUAUGGAUAUGUUCUGCCUUCACUUUCAGAGGCAAUAUGCCUCAGAAUGGUAGCUGCAGGAUGUGGGGAGAGUAGACUUGGGCUCAGGUCCUGCUUUCUGACCUCAUAGGCAUCUGGUUGGCCACUGUGAGAACAGGAUGCUGGACUAGAUGUGCCUUUAUUUUCAACCUGAUUUAAAAGUGAUUUGCAUCCUAAGAACCUUUCUCUGAAACUGAUAAUGACUCCUUACCAUUUAUGCAUAUUUAUUGAAUGUUUGACAUCUGAUAUUUGACUGUAAGAUCAGAUCAAAGGUUCACCUAGUCCUACAUUGCACAGUGGCCAACUAAAUGCUCUUAGUGAUUACAACGGUUCUUAGGGAAUUUGUGUGUGCAAAAAUUGACCAAGAUCCACAAAAUGGGACCACUAGUUCUGCACAGGGCUUUGAGCCUGUGUUACUGUAAGAGAAAUCUCCAUCAUGUUGAAGGUUGUUCUGAGGUGAUGUCACUUGAAAAGCAUUGUGUUGGGAUCUGGGAAAGCCCAGCCUGUUGAUAAACUGAAAUGCCUGUAGUUUGUGGGUAUAUUUAAAAUGGUAUUCUCAUAAGCAGCCUCUGUUGGGACACUUUUAACAUGCGCCUUGCAAGUGUGAAACCUAUGGUCAACACAGUUAACAUUCAUUAUUCUUCCUCUGUAGGUAUUUUCAGACUCGUGUAUCUGGUAUGGCGAGUGUGAAGUUGCUUCUGGAGAUAAAAGGUACAAUUGUGAAUAUAAGGGUCCACCGUUGCCACUGCCGAAAGAUGGCUAUGAUUUGGUACAGGUAAGUUUCUAGUGAAUUACCAUUUUACUGGAAAAUAAGAACUUUAGUGGGGAUGGGAAAGAAGAACUAAGCAUAUUUUUUCCUAAACUUAGCCUUUGUAGUUGGUAUAUGCAUUUCUUAACUUGAAUGUCUACUCUAUAAGGAUUACGAUCAUAUCAAAUCUACCAGUCUCUUCUUCUGUAAUGUUAUUACUAAGGAAGUAUGAAAUAGUAAUUACUAAUUUCACUAUUACAGUGAUUCUAAGCCUGUUAGUAAGUAAGCUGUUGAAAACAGUGAGAUAUUUUCCAGGACAAUUGUCUAAAGUUGAGUGUGUGACCCUUGCAGUAGACGAAAAAAAUCACAGGCUACUUUAUAAUACUUGAAUUUUAAAUAUUUAUAUAUAUAUAUAUGUAUUUGAUUUUCUCUUAAGGAACUCUGCCCAGGUUUUUUCUUUGAGAAUGUUAGCCUUUGUUGUGAUGUACAACAACUUCAGACUUUGAAAAACAACUUGGAGCUCCCGCUGCAGUUUCUUUCCAGGUAUGUGGGAGCCACUUGUCUGGUUGUUGCUUGUGGUAUUUGCCCCCCUGCUCCCGCUUCUCAAUAAACUAGAGAAAAUAUGGUAGACAUUUACUUGUCUAGGAAAUAUAAUGGGAAAAUACAUAUCUACAAAUGCCUUUAUUACAAUGUCUGUCUUCACCCAACAAGUGCUCCAGAAGUUGCUCUGCUCAUUCUCUGAUGGUGGAAUGCUACCAGAGAGAUGCAUUUUAGUAGACAACUUUCUAGAAAGGUUGGUCAAAUAAAUGUAUAUAAAUAUUAAGCAUUUUAAUUAUUUUUAUUCUGCUUAAUAAUAUCUCCAGACCUCUUUCCAAUAAAAGAGAACUAUCUGAAGAGUCUUUGUGAUGCUUUCCUCAUAUUUGUUUAUAGUUCAUAUUUUCUUCAGCUUUUAUUGGGGCAACAAUACUAAAAUUUAAAUACAGUGGACCCUCUGGAUACUAACUUAAUACAUCCUGGGGAUCCGUACUUACCCUGAAAAGUCCGUAUCUGGAGGUGCUGCUUCUGCGGACACACGCAGCACGAUAGAGCACUUCUCCGCGCAUGCGCACAUGGCAAAACCCGGAAGUAUACACUUCUGGGUUUGCUGCAUUUGUAACUCGAAAUUACGUUACCCGAAGGUAAUGUAACCCGAGGUAGCACUGUAAAUGGUGGUUUCUGAAUCUUGGGCUGCAAGCCUACACAUUCUUAUAUGGGAGUAUUCCUAUAGUAGAACUGACCUCUGAGCAUGCAUGCGUCAGAUUGGACUGUAUGUCUCAUUUGAUUUCACUGCUGUGCUGCUUACGUAGUUUCAUUUCUUUCCUCCAGAUGAAAUGCUGUGAACUUUUCUGUACUCAAUAUUGCUGUAGCCCUUGCUGAUCAUUCUUAGAACUACACAUUUCAGGAAUGCACUAUUAAUUUAAGCUUUGAUAUCUGGACCGUAAGAACUGUUUGUUGUUCUUGAAGACAAAUGCUACAUUCUGAAAAUUCCUGCAUUUUGUGUGCACAUACUGGAUAAAGGAAUAAAUGUUUAAUAAUUACUCUCUCUUCAGGUGCCCAUCAUGUUUUUAUAAUUUUGUAAACCUGUUCUGCGAACUAACCUGCAGUCCUCAUCAGUCUGAAUUUCUCAAUGUAACAAAUACAACUUCAUAUAUUGAUCCAAUUACAAAAGAGAAGAAAACCAAUGUCGCUGAACUGGAGUAUUACAUUGGAGAAAAAUUUGCUAACGGUAAGCGAGGCAAAAUAGUUGUGUAUCAUUUAUUUUUGUUAGAAGAUUUUAUAAAAGCAGUUAUUUGCGUGUAUUCUCAUGUGUAAAUGAACUGUGUGGUUCAUCUGCAAGUCAGAAGUUGAGUAGUAUGAUAAAGAGAGCUGUGUGUAUAUGUGCCAUUGAAGUUAGAAAAAUGGGAUCCAGCAUUAAUCCUAUUUGCAAGGCUAAUUCAGGAGACUAUAAUCUUACAGUUCAUUUCCCCCAAAGAAUAUUAAAUCUGGCAAUUCUUUUGUUCUCCAGUGCCCCAUAAAGUAGCAGGGUAGUAUUUCUCAUCUGCCCUGUCCAUUUCUGUUGGCAACCUUCCACUAAUGCAUGUUGAUGCCCUCCUCCUGGGCUCCCACAAGGUUUCCGGUGCUCAUAAAAUCGGAGGAGUGUGCUUAGUCUCCUAGGCAAUAGAGCAGUUUCCUCCUUUCCUGUUUGAGGCAACUGCUGGGCUUGGACACACCCAGCUACCUUUGCAACCAAAUUGUCACAUCCUCCUUGUACAUUUCAGUUUCCACAGCAAGCAGAAGACAGAUUCCUUUGCUGCUGCUGCUGUUUGCCCCAGAUCCUCUCACAGCACUGGGGUUGAGUUAUCUUGCCCUCACCUUUUCAGAGGCAGAAAUGGCACUCUUGUCUUCUGUAAAGGCUAGUGCAAAGGACAAGAGAUCCCUCCUGCAUGCUUUGCAAUUAGUGGAAAACUAUUCAGAGAAUCCACUGGUGAGCUAAUGAGAAGAUUUGUGAAGCCUAGAUUAAUCUUGGACUGUGUCAAAACCUUUUGUCUUCAAGCGUUUCUUCUGUUAUAAAUUCAGAAUUGCUUUAUUUCAGAUGCUGAGCCAGCUUAGUAAAUUCUUAUUUGUAUCAUUACUGUAUUAUCAGCAUUGUCUUUUUCUUUAUUGUAAUGAUACUUCUAGCUAUGUAUAAUGCAUGUAAAGAUGUGGAGGCACCAUCAAGCAAUGUUAAAGCGCUGGGACUAUUGUGUGGAAAAGAUGUUAGGGAAUGCAAUGCAACCAACUGGAUUCAGUACAUGCUCAACAAGGAUAAUGGUCAGACUCCUUUCAACAUGAUUCCAAUAUUUUCAGGUAGGAAACAAAUGUUUUAAAUAAACUUUUCCUUAUUGACUAUUAGCAGCAAGUGUCUUGAACUUGAGCCACAAAUACAUACUGAAUUUGGACCAUCCCCCUAGGCAACGCAGGAUUAACUACUGGGCUAAUAAGGCUAUGGCUUUAGGUGUAUGUGCAUAUAAUUUCAUAUAUACAUAAAAAUGUAAGGCUGUAAUCAUGCACUGCAGUUUAAAAUAGUGCUGAUACAUACUUCUAAAAGGGAGGAGAUACUCCCUGUGAGGUCACUUUGGCUUAUCUUCCUCACAAUGUUUUUUUCUGUCAGCAUGUGUAGAAGAAAUAUUAGAUAGGAAAUGUCACUGUUGUCUUUUUCUGCAUCUGCCGAAGACUACCUUCUUCCAAUCAGCCUUUUAAGUUGAUAUCUUUUCCAGAGUGCAUCUGCAUUGCAGUUCUUGAAAGAUGUUUUAUCGCUUGUUGUUUGCUGCCCUGGGCUCCUUUGGGCAGAAGGUGGGGUGGGUUAAAUGCAAUAAAUACAUCUGUAACUUGUGGCAAUUUUGAAUGGUUUUAAAUCCUGGAAGAUUUUACUUCUAUGGGCCUUGGAUCAAAUGGUAAACUUGCUUACACUAGUGAACAAAAAAAUUUUCUGAUAGUUUGGCAACCUUAAAAGUUGAAGUUGCCAAACGGAAACUAUUAUCGGUUUACGUUGGUUUUAAUUUGUCAUAGAUUAUAUCUACAAUUUUAGUAUUUGGGUAUUUUUUGAGUGUGAUAACUUUUCUCUUGUUAGAUGUUUCUAUCCAUGGGAUGACUCCUAUGAACAAUGCCACCAAAGGCUGUAAUGAGUCCAUGGAUGAUGUCACUGGGCCUUGCAGUUGUCAGGAUUGCUCUAUUGUCUGUGGUCCCAAACCACAACCCCCUCCACCUCCUGUACCUUGGCUUUUGCUUGGUUUGGAUGCCAUGUAUGUCAUCAUGUGGAUCUCCUACACAGGAUUUUUGCUUGUGUUUUUUGCAGCAGUUUUUGGAGUUUGGUGUUACAGGUAAAUAGCUCCCUUUUUAAACAGCAUUGAAAAUUAAGUGUUGGAGUUGUUCAUAAACUGUUAAAUAAUCCCACUGUUUACUAAAGGUAGAAUCCAGUGGGACUUUAACUUUUUCUUUUAUUCUGCAGCCCUCACCCCACCCCGGUUCAAUCUGCUGUAGAGAGUGAAGCCAUGUUGUGUGACAAUGAACAGCUUGCACAUAGACAGCAUUUAGAACAUCCCCAUACUGCAGUAAUGCUUUGUUUUUGCUUAGUGUGCAGUUAACUGAACAGCCACUAGCAUUCUCUGUGCUUUAAGGAACUAUCUAGGACAAGUAUAGCAUACCUGUAUAUUUAUACAUUUUACACCUACACUGAGUACUGUAUAUAUUGUCAGACUUGGUGGCAUAGCAAGAUGAGGAGAGUGCUUGUAAUAUGUCAGACUUACCUUGAGAUUUCUUUUGCACCUGAUGUUGACUUAAAAUAAAUCCUGGGUGCUGCUCAGUGUGGCUGCUGCACUGUGUAUCUUCAGCUGCAUCGUUUUUAUCUCUGAAACUACAGAGGCAGCAGAAAAUCUGUCAGUGUAAACAACUGCCCUAUGAGCUGUUCAUAGUCAUGGGAUUCACCCUCCCUGAUUGCUCAGUUUUAAAGAGACAGGGAAGGGGGAAAUCAAAAAACCCCACAAUGUAUUUAACUCUCAAAUUAAUUUUUGUUUGUUUACAAAUGGUCUCAUAGAACCCUUGUCUGUGCCUGACAAUUGCACCAUUGUAGCUUGGUACAAUGAAACUGUUUAUAUGACAUUGUACCACACGGAAGCCUCUGGCCAAUCUAGUCUGUGCAAACUCUGAUUCAGUAGUUCAGUUUUGCUGAGAAAGAGGAAGUGUUUUUGAGAAUUUAAAUGAGGUCACUAGGAACCUAUAAUACAUUAGCUGGUGAGGGAGAUAACUCCUUAAAAUGUGUUGAAACCAAACAUUGUGCUCUAAAACAAAGUGAUUGUGAUUGUAGUGCUUCCCAACUAGAAGGUAGUAAAAAAAGCUUGGUGUGCUUAUUUUACAAGAUGCUUAUCAAGGAGAAUAACAGGAAGAUGUAGCACAAUAGAAGGCGAUAAUAAUUCUAUUGUUAGAAGGGAUGAUUAAUAUCAGCAUGCGUAAUAAUGAUGAUUCUGUGACCUAGUUUGCAUGUCAUCUUAAGGCAUAGUUUAAAAUGAACUAUGGUUUAAAGUAAACAUGCACUUAGCUCUUUCCUUCAGUGCAUCAGUGACAACAAAGAAACCAGAGAUUGACUUUGUCCAUUAUGUGCGAAGCAAUGUCUUGUAGCUUAUUUCCCAUCAAACUAUGGUACUAAGCCAAGGCUUGUUCAUAUGUAAUGUUUCUUGCUUGGCUCACUGAAGAGGGGAGCAGGGGAGUAGCAAAGUACACUGUUCAUUCACAUUGAACCAUUGCUUCAAUUAAACCAUGGUUUAAUGUGACAUGUGAAAAUGGCCAAAUGUAGUAAGGUUCAUAAAAUGUAUAUGUCUUAGUGCCUGCACUCUGUUGAUGGCUUUGUAAACUUGUAUUCUACACAAACCUGAAGAGCUUAGGAGAUAUGUGUAAGACGGUUACAGUGAAACCUCGGUUUUUGAACGUAAUCUGUUCCGGAAGACCGUUUGACUUCCAAAUUGUUUGAAAACCGAAGCUCAAAGGGCGGAAAAAAUUGAGAAAAAUACAGUGAUACCUCCGCAGAAGCCGUUUGAGUUCCAAGGUGCAUUCCAAAACGGAAGCAUUUACUUCCAGGUUUUCAGUGUUUGAGUUCCGAAACGUUCAUCAACAGAAACAUUCGAAACGCGAGGUACCACUGUAUAGGGCAGAAUUAAGUAGUAUUCAACAGAAUAAACUGGUAACGUUUUCCUGGAUUCUAACUUUUUUAGGGAAGAGAUAGUGGGGAUUGUUAUGUGAUUGAGUAGCAAGAGAAAUAGCAGGUUGGGGAGAAGGCUAGACUGAAUAUCUCUUCCUGACGCACAUGCUAGUGGUGUUAAGAGCAUUCAAGUGAUCCUCACCUGCAGCCACAAGUGGUACAUUCAGGUAAGAUUUUAUUCAACACAAUUAAAUAAUAUGCCUUUUCCUGACUUUACUACUUUGGGUAAGGAUCACUUGAAUACUCUCAAGAACCCUAGCAUUUGUGUCAGGGAGACAUGUAUAGUCUCGCUUUCUCCCAAUAUGCUAUUUUAUUUUAAUUGUCAAUAGGCUCAUUGCAUGAGGUGCCUGAUAAAGAAAUACUUACUGAAGGAGAUUUUACCACUCCAGACAGCAGUAUUAAAAUGUUGAACCUACAACACUUUCCCUUGAAAGGUACAGUCCAGGAAAAGCUUUGCCAGUAGAUUCUGAUGAAUCAUGUAGAUCACCUGUUUACUAGAACAUUUACUAGUACAUGAUGAUUUUGAGGUUUCCGAAUAAAUAUUCUCUAACUUGAAGCAAAGAGACUGCUGUAACUCUGCAAUGAUCCAGUGAGAGAGAGAAUGGCACUACGUUGAAGAAGAGGAAUUAAUGUCAAAUAUGGCAAUGCAGUUACCUGCCACAGAAAUGGCUAGUGAUUGAUGCUGGAUUUUCCCCAGGCACUAUUCAAAUACUUUAGCCACCACAGAGUAGCUCAGCGCAAGUACUUGUAAUUGAUGUAAUGAAGACCUAGCUUCCAAAAAUUCUCUAAUAACAGGAAUAAAAAUUCUAUAAUAACAGUUUCUGUAUUUUCUUUGCAAACUGUAACCUAGAGUGUCUUGAAUCACAUUAUUAAAUAAAAUAGAACUGAGAAUCCAAUCCUGAGUGCUCUUGUUCAUGCUCAUCUCUUUUACAGGAAGAGACACUUUGUUUCUGAAUACACACCUAUUGACAGCAACAUUGCCUAUUCUGUUAAUUUACGCCAGAAUACUGGUAAGUUCUAGAAAGUAAUGAUAGAGCGUUUGUGUGUGUUCCUCUUUAAGAACGUUGGUUAUAAUAUAUUAAAUUACAUGCUGGGUUUGUUGUAAAACAAUAUGUCCUGAAUUUUUUCCUUGCUCGCCAUUUCUCUCUCUCUCUCUCGCUUUCAGUAAUAAAAAAGGAACUUCUUAAUAUGAAUUAUUAGUUUUUAAAAUAAAUAUCCUAGACUACACACAACUCUUCUUCACGGUACUCCUACACGCAUUAUGCUGGUGUACUUCCUGAUUUCUGCAUUCAGUGGCUGAAUUAUGCCCUAUUUUAUAUGGAGUCGGGCUUAAUAAUGUCAUAGUCCUCUUUUUCAUUCUCUACAAUUUUGUUCCUGUUCCUAAAUUAAACAGAAAAACCUGGAAGCCCUAAUUAAUAGUAAUUGUUGGUUAGGUAUAUGGGUUGUGUUGGAAAUGGAUAUCUUAUUUACUCUGGAUGUGCUCUUGUUCUUGCAGGAGAAGCUACCUGGUGUGAAAGGCUGGGUGAAAGGUUUGAGAACGUGUUAAGAGUCACAUUCACAUCAUGGGGGGCUUUCUGUGUUCGAAACCCAAGACCUGUUGUGCUCUUUUCCCUGGCUUUUAUUGCCAUGUGCUCCUCAGGCCUGAUGUUUGUCAAAGUAACAACAAAUCCUAUAGACCUUUGGUCAUCCCCAAACAGUGAAGCUCGCAAAGAGAAGGAAUAUUUUGAUACUCACUUUGGACCUUUCUUCCGUACUGAACAACUUAUUAUCCAAGCUCCAAACGCCAAGCCAGAAAUCUAUUCUCCAUAUCCAUCAGGAGCAGAUAUUCCUUUCGGGCCUCCACUAACUAAAGAUAUCUUGCAUCAGGUAAUACAGACGGCAGCCCUUUGCAUGCUCAGUGGAUGCAAGGGUGCAAGUUGGAAAACUGAAAUACAAAGGGGUUUGGGGGGGAUGCCUUUGAUUGGCAGUUACCAAUAAUUUCAGGGAAGCUUCUGUUCAGAUACUUAAGCCCUUGAAACCUCUACUAUUUCAGGGAUAGGUGCCUGCCAGCAUAGUACAAUCAGAAUUGUGUGCCAUUCAAGAAUUGAAUCUGGUACUGCUACUUGUAGUUAUAGCUUAGUGGUUCCAGGUAGCUGUGUCCAACUUGACUAUGAUUGCACUAAAAAACCCUGAGGCACAUAAUGACACUGGUGUAGAUGUAGCCAUGGUUUAUCAUUCCAAAUGAAUUAAGUCUCCCACCAGACUCGCAUGCUCCUAACUCCUUUUCCGAUGAUGCCUCAAUAAGGGGAUUGGAAGUCUCCAUAUCUGCUUUCGAUUAACUACAGUUUAUCAUGUCAUCUGAACCCUCAACUUUGAUUACUCUUUACUGUGGUUAGUUGAAUCAAGCUAGCUUCAUAAAUUCUGGUUUUGAAGUUGGCUUGUUUCUCAACUAAUCAUAGUUACUCUUAACCUCAGUUUGUCAAUUUUUGGAUGACACUGCAUGUAGUGGUUAAUCUGAAAUAGAAAGAAAAGCUUUCACAUUCUAACUUGCAGCCUUUGCCAGGGGGAGAGGUAGGAGUUUACAAGCCCAAGGCUCACUGCAGCUUGUUCUUGUAAUACAAACUGUGGUUUAGAGCAAGCAUCCAUCCUAUUAGGCCUAGGGGGACAUUUGAAAAUCUAAACUGCAGAGGGUGUACCACAAAGCACCCAUUUCACAGAGGAACUGUCAAUGCUUAUUACCGCUCCCCCACAAGCAAAACUUUUACACCACCCAAAAACAACACAAAAAGACAAUUCUCCCCAAACUGGAAACCACCCAAGCAAAACAACCAAAAUAAGCCCCCAAAACCACAAUUUUUAAAAAAUUAGGAGUGGCAGAGAGCCUGUCUUAGUGGGUGUCUGAGGCCGCUAUGCUUGGGAACUCCAGGCUUAGAGUUAUGUCUGAACUAGCCUAUUGUAGAAUUAACAGUUGCUGUAUGUUAAAGUAUAAUAGAGAAUUCUGUAUUUAUGUCCUACCCUUCCACUGUAAAUCAAUGCUCUGGGUAGCUUACAGCAUAAAUGCAUAAUAAAAUAAAAUAAAACCAUACAUUCUAAGCAGUACUAUGAAAUCUGUAUUUUUGUCAUCUAAUCUCCUUUAGACUGUACAGUUUGAGCCACAGUUGCUUAGCUUUAUCCACCAUAUCUUAAAGGUUGUUUGAUGCAUGGACGUAAGAAAAGUUCUGUUCUGCUGCUAUGACACUUAAGUUCUUCCUUUCUCAUCCUUUCAGGUGCUAGACUUGCAGAAUGCUAUUGAAAACAUAACUGCUUCUUAUAAAAAUGACACCGUAAUGCUGAAGGACAUCUGCCUGGCUCCUCUUGCUCCCUCCAACAACAACUGUACUAUUUUAAGUGUACUCAAUUAUUUCCAGAACAGUCAUUCUGUCCUAGAUCACAGUAUUGGUGAUGAAUUUUUUGUCUACGCUGACUACCACUCUCACCUCUUGUACUGUGUCCGGUAAGCACAGUGAUAUUUCACAUAUAUAUUUGUAGCUUGUCAAAAUUGCUUUUGAAUAUCUGUUUGACAGACUGACUUUCAUUUCCUUCUUUGGUCUACAUGCUUCUUGGAUAGUUUGCUUGAUACAGGGAUUGUAGAAUACAUUUUAAGUAAAACUAAAAAGGAGCUGUUGACUUGGUUUGGAGAAAGCGUCAUUCAUACACCAUGCUUUGUGUCUAGGAUCAGGAUACCAAGCCCCACCACUGCUUUGGAGCCUGGACAGAAUUCCUUGCAAACUGAUGAACUCUGGAUUAAUAUAAGCCAGUGCCUGGGGUGGAGAUUGAGCUUGCUCCCUAGUUUCUGUUCCUGGUUUCAUAAAAUUUGCUUUAUGAAGGCUUGAACAAUUGGCUGAAUUGGGCCGAUCUUUGUACUUGUAAAGUUCUCACACCUUAUUGCUAUACUUACAUGAUUGGAAAUAGGAUUACUUACUUUGUUGGAAAUUGCUUCAGAGUAGGUAAGUAAGGAAGGGUGGUCUAAACCACAGAGCCUAGGGCUUGCCGAUCAGAAGGUUGGCGGUUUGAAUCCCCGGAAUGGGGUGAGCUCCCGUUGCUCGGUCCCAGUUUGAAAGCAUGUGAAAGUGCAAGUAGAUAAAUAGGUACCGCUCCGGCGGGAAGGUAAAUGGCGUUUCCGUGCGCUGCUCUGGUUCGCCAGAAGUGGCUUGGUCAUGCUGGCCACAUGACCCGGAAGCUGUACGCCGGCUCCCUCGGCCAGUAAAGCGAGAUGAGCGUCGCAACCCCAGAGUCGUCCAUGACUAAGACCUAAUGGUCCCUUUACCUUUACCUUUAAGUAGAGAAUAUACAUGAUUGAGGUGUUAAGGGAGAAAAUGAGAUGGAGUCAAGGAAACUUGAAGGGCAUUCCAAAGUAAAUGCCCUUCACUUCAAAAUAUGAUCUACUGUAAUAUUGUAACAAGCAGUGUUCUACUUGGAUAACUGUCAACAACUGUAUAUGAAUUUCACAGGGCUCCAGCCUCUUUGAAUGACACAACCUUGCUUCACGAUCCGUGUUUGGGAACAUUUGGUGGCCCUGUGUUUCCUUGGUUGGUGAUGGGAGGAUAUGAUGGUAGGUGUGAAGGAUCAAAACAGGUGUGGAAGCCUUGCUGAAAUGAAGGUGUAGCCUCCACAUCCAUUUGUUGUGAUUCUCAGUCUCUUUUCAGGACUGUUAAGGUAAUACAGCCAGCUUAGUAUCCAGCCUGUAGCCUACACUUAUAUCAGCUAUGAAAUACACACUGCAUCUCAAAUCCUGGCAAAACCUUACCACUGCCAUGUGGUGUUUCCAUGCCAUGUGGGAAAAUAUUCAUGGUGAGGAAUAGAGUGACUUGCACACAACAAAGUGUAUUUUCUUGUUUAGCAGGAAUUAGUAAGAUAGUGUAGUAUUUAGUCUGGAUGGAAAACCAAUUUUCUGGUGAAUACUAUUUAAUUUCAGUGCAUGGUUGACAGCCAGUGUGUGAGCUAGUAUUCUUUUACUUUAUUCAGCAAGGAAGACUCAAGCAUACAUACCUAAAAGCAAUUGUAACACUUUGCAUGGGUUGGGGAGGAGAGAUGAUGGAGUACCUUCUGAGGACAAUGGUGUGUGGAGCGGGGGGGAGACUAGUAGUUGGGCCCCCUAAACCUGGUGGAAAGUUUCAUUGAGAUUGGUUGCAUUUACGUCUGUGUAAAUCGGCUUAGGUUAGCACUAAUGACACUAUUUCUGCUAGUAAAUAAAAUGGGUCUUACUUAGUGAAGUAGCAUGAAGUGAAUAUGGAAGACGCUUUAUAACAGGAUUAGACAACAUGUUGCUUGCCAUAUGUUGUUGGACUCUAGUUCCCAUCAUUCCUUGGUCAUGCUAGCUAUAUUCUUCUAUAAUCCUUAAAAUAGUUCCUUAUGUAUUUUAUCUUUUUUUUAAUGCCUAGGUGAAAAUUACAAUAAUGCUACAGCCCUUGUGAUCACAUUUCCUGUCAAGAAUUACUACAACGACACAGAAAAGCUAAUGAAAGCACAGGCUUGGGAAAAGGAGUAAGUCUUUCUUAUUGAGGCUUAACUGAAACAUUGCAUGUAAAAUUCUUAUACUGGAGAUGAGUCAGUUGCCUGCCCAAGAGAAUCUGGCAAGGUCUACUUCACAAUUUUUUAAACAAACAACAAGCUAUUUGUGUAACUCAGAAAUGAACAUGUUAUAGACGAACUGCUAGUGUUUUAUCUGACAUAACUUUUAGUUAGUGUAACCUUGGAGCUGCACAGUUUCCCUAUGCAAGCAUAAGAUGCUGAAGACUGCAUCAGAAGUUUGUUCAUAUCCUUCUUUUCAUGAUACAGAUCCUUCCAAGGUGGCUUAUAAGUAACAUUAAACUACAUCUUAAACCCACAAUAAUAUAAAAAGUCAAGGGUGUCCCCAUAGAACACCCUUUGGAGGCGGUAACAGAACAUCCAGCUGAAGCAGGCUGUGAGGCAGCCUUUACUUUUGUCCUUCACAUUUCACAUUUUCUUAAAAGUAUGAAUUGAGCCCAAGGAUAACCUAGGACAUCUGGGAAGCAUGUAAUGAUCAAGAUAAAGUAGAAUGUUGGGUCUGGUCCAAAAGUACAACUAACAUUAAAAAAAAUUGGAGGCCUAUGUGAAUAAUGUGAGAAAUUUUCUGACAUUCUAAGAACCCAUUGAUUUGUUGUCUUUCAGGUUCAUCUCUUUUGUGAAAAACUAUAACAACUCAAAUUUAACAAUUUCUUUCUCUGCUGAGCGUAGCAUUGAAGAUGAAAUAGACCGGGAAAGCUACGGUGAUGUUGGUACUGUUGUAAUUAGCUACGCAGUAAUGUUUGUGUAUAUCUCUGUAGCUCUGGGACACAUCAAGAGUGCUGCUAGAUUCUUGGUAUGUAUCUUUAAUGGUUUAAAAGCAAGUCUACAACAAAUAAAAGUGGGCUGAAACAUUUAUUAUAUAUUUGACUACUAUUAUGCUCAUCUCUGUGUGUUUUUACUCUUAUAAGGGGAAUUCCAUUAGCUUCAAACCAUGGUUUUUUUAAAAAUGCUUUGUCGUGUAAUAUGGUAUAUGAAAAAUUUAACAGAAAUUGGCUGCUCAGUGCAACUGUUUUGUGUUGACUGAGUUGGUUGCAGGUUCCUUCCCUUUUUCAAAGUACCAAAAGGAAAUAUUUUAUUCAACCUCAGAAUCAUUCUCUCACUAAUCCAGCAAAGGACAUUUCUUUAUACAGUAUAUCACUGGCUGGAUUAGGUGCUGUGGGUGUACACUGAAGUUUUAAUGAUAUUUUGAUGCUAGUUUUCAGCACUGGGUGGUUUCUAAUAGGAUACACAUUCCUAUUCUGGCUCUUUUUAUGCAAGACUAGACCUAGAUUUUGAUGCGAUGUAGUUUUGUUAAGCUACAAUUGUACUUGAAAAACAUUUAUAAUUGGUACCAAUCAGGUAUUUUAAAUAUAAUUGUUGUGAUUUCUUUCUUCUUUUGCUAGGUGGAUUCAAAAAUUUCCUUGGGCGUUGCAGGCAUUCUGAUUGUACUGAGUUCAGUUGCAUGUUCUCUGGGCAUCUUCAGCUAUUUUGGAGUUCCCUUAACAUUGAUUGUUAUUGAAGUCAUUCCAUUUUUAGUGUUGGCAGUUGGAGUGGACAACAUUUUCAUUAUUGUCCAGACAUUUCAGGUAUUUUUGUGAUUCCUCGCUACCCUAGUGUGUAAUGAAUAAGCUCCUAAUAUAAGUUGAAUAUGAAUAUACAAGUGGGAUCAGUGGCCCCUUUAGGCCAGUAGUGUACUUCUAAAUUGUGAUCAGAUAGGAAGCUACUUUAAACUGAAUGAGACCAUUGGUCUCCUUAGCUCAGUUUUGUGCAUACUGACUGCCACUAGCUCUCCAGGUGUACAAACAUAAGUCUUUCUUAGUCCUACUUGGAAAUACCAGGAAUCUAGCAUGGGAUCAUCCCAUCCAGAGAAUGUGGUCUACCACUGAGCCAUGGCCCCUUGAUGCAAGAGGUGUUGAUAUCAUUUGGUUCUGUUGUAUUACAUAUGGUGUUGAUUUUGAAAUCCUGUUCAAGUGAUUUUGUGAGAUGUUGAGUAUUAAUGAGUUCAACAACAAAAAAUGAAAGUGCUCCCAUAUUAGAGUUAUGUUUACUGGGAAUCUUACUUGAAAAAGUAAAAAGACUUGGCAUAUAAUAUGCUAGAGAACAAGUGUCCUUACUGGGAAAUUGGUUGGGAAUAAACAAAAAUACUUGGAGCACUUGAGAAACGAUAGUGCAAUACAUUGCCUUUCAUUAGGUGCUGGAGAACAGUACAGCUGUUUGAGAAUAUCUACCUUUUAUUAUGAUUUUGCAAAUAAACCCUUGCGUUACUAGCCCACACAAUAUAUUUAUAGCACCCUGACACAACCUGCUCUCCUUUAAUUUCCCUGCCAGCUUGCUUAACGUCAUGGUUAUUCAGAUGGACAGCUCUUUACAAGCGUGUCCUAGCAUUUUUGUACUAAACUGCUGUUAUAUCUCAUGCUUUUACGCAAAUAUGUAGUGCUGCUGCAUUUGGAACACUGUGUACAGAUUUAGUACCCUAGAUCUAGAAAAGGGCAACCCAAAUGAUCAAAGUGUUGGAGUGUCUUCCAUUCAAAGAGAGGCUGAAAUCUGUUUAGUUUAGGGUGGAAGAUGACUCUGAAAGGGAAUGUGACAAACUGUAAAAUCAAACAUGUGCAAAGAAGUUUUUCUUUCACAUAAAGCUGUAACUCUGUAGUUAUUGAAUGGUGAUAUAUUUUAGAUAGGCAAUAGAAAGUACUGUAUCACAUAAUAUAACUUGCGGAAUUCACUGCCACAGUAUAUAACUGCUGCUGGUGUGGCUAGCUUUUUAAAAGGGGAUUAGACAAAUUUAUGGAGGAUAACCAUAUUGAUGCUUAUAUGGCAACUUUGUGUUAAGGGAUAGUUUGACACUGAAUACUACUUGCUAGGGAGCAACAGCAAGAGAUGGCAUCGCCGCCUUAUCCUGCUUGUGGAUUUUUUGGAGGGAAAUGGUAGGCCACAUGCAGGAUAAUGGACUAGGAGGAUCUUUUGGUCUGAUCCAAAAUAAGCUCAUGUUUUAUUCAUAUUCAUGUCUGAAAUUCAUAGAAUAGUAGAGUUUUUCUUCCCGGUGGGGCAUGAACUGUCAAACCUCUGUAGGAUGGAUAUUUUUGCGGGGAGGGGGUAGUGUUGGGUGUUGGUCCUCUUUUCUUUCCUGCCCUUUGCAGGCUUUUUCUGUAAUGGGAGGGGAAAUUGUCCUGGCAUGCCCUUGGAACUCUCUCCCUGUUUUCUGUCUCCAUUGUCAAAGCCCUGGUGAAGAACCACCAGCAGCAGUAGAUGUUUCCUUUGCUCCUGUGAGGAGGCCUCCAUGCUUGGACCUCCCUUUUGGAGAUGGAUUUCUCUCUCUUUGUGGACAGGGACAUUCACACAAUCCUUUUAAAAACAUGUUUUAUUGAUUUUUCAGAAAGAGAGAGAAUACACCAACAAUAUCAUUCAGUUUAUCCCCUACCAUCGCUCCUCCAAACCCUAACAGAACUUGAAUAUACCCCAAAGAUUCACACAAUCCUGUUGCCCCUGUGCUGCCUUCAGAGGACUAAGUGUAAGAGGGCCUUACACUUGAAAUUCUGGUUGUACUAUACAAAGAAUAAAGAGAUAGGUUUUGUUUUCAUCUAGUGGACAUGGAACAAAGAAGUGACUAGAAAUGGGAAAAGGAGAACCAGAAAAUUCAUAUAUGCUCAUUUUCUAUAGUGACUGUGUGAAAUGAUCACUGUUCUGGGAUAAGGAGAAUUGAGUGGGCAAGACUGAUGUACAUUCUAGGAAACAUUAGCUGUGUAUUUAUAUUUCCUUGAAUACAAAUGUUUGGAUCAUAGAUCCAAGGAGAACUUUCUCUAGAUCUGAUUUCUAACAAAUGAAUACUAUUUCAGAGAGAUGAACGCCUUCAAGGUGAAACUCUAGAUAAGCAGAUCGGCCGAAUCCUUGGAGAUGUGGCUCCUAGUAUGUUCCUGUCAUCAUUUUCAGAGACAGUGGCCUUUUUAUUGGGUAAGGAUUUUUAGUUUGUAAUUUUUUUUUUGUUUCAAUAUACCAUAUUUUUCCAUGUCUAGGAUGAUGUUUUUGUAUUAUAAAUAAAUGUUUACAAUUGUGGGUCAUCUUAUACACGGAUAGUGCAGAGGGGGGGUGGGCAAUUGGUGGCAGCCGUGUGCAGGAGAUUGGCAGCAGCGAUUGUGCUGGCGAUUGGCUGCUGCUGUGGCAGUUGGGCGGGCGAUUGGUGGCGUCCGGGCAGACGAUUGGUGGCUUUGUUGAGGCGGGCGAUUGGCAGUGGCAUUGAGGCGGGUAAGCAAUUGUCGUCAAUCCCCUCCCCAAAAAAAGCUCAGCAGCUCUGGGCAAGCUCCCCCCAUUUCCUUAAUUUGGAGUUUGAAAAAAUAGGAGUCGUCUUAUACAUGGGGGCGUGUUAUACAUGGAAAAAUACAGUAUGUUGUACUCUGUUCAUCCUCAUCACUUGCAGGGUUCAUAUAAAUGCAUACUCUGCUUAACUGGAACAUGUAUGGUCUAUUAAGCCUUUAUUUCUAAUGGCUCUAUUCCAUGUUGUGCAGUGGAACUUCUGUCACAGAAGUGGGGAGUGCUGGUGGAAAUGAUCACACACAAGAUUUGUAUCAGGGAUUCUGAAAGUUACUAAAAGCAAAAAAAGCAAAACCAUUAUACAGCUUAUCAUCCCAUUUUUUUGUUAUUUUUUUACAUUGUGCUAAAUUCUAGCUGGUAAUGUUAAAUUUGUCUUCUACCCAAUGUAUUGCUGGCAGCUAGGGAAGAAAAGGGUCAUCGUGUAGAACAAAAUGAUAAAGCAACAUUUAUUCUGUGGUUGCUUGUGAAAUUAUGGCAUCUACUGAAAUUAUCUUGCAUGAGAUUGUAUUCACCCUUGAAAGCACCUGCUGCUAUGCAUGCUGCCUGUGGUAUUGAGAGAUGAUCUUCUGUCAUCUUUUUGUAGAAGUCUUAAUCAUGCACUGUUAAUUUGACAUCCAGGGAUUAAAAUAAACUUUGCACUUCUUCAUAUUGAGAGAGACAGUGCAAUACUUCUAUUUCUGUCUUUCUUUUAGGAUCUUUGUCCACUAUGCCUGCUGUUCGUACUUUCUCUCUAUUUGCUGCAGUGGCCGUAUUUAUUGACUUUCUCCUUCAAAUUACUUGCUUUGUAAGCCUCUUGGGCUUGGAUAUUAAGCGCCAAGAGGUAAGCCUGCUACAAUACAUUCAAUGUUUGUUUUGAGUAAUUUAAUUGCUACUUCAGCUUAUUUCAUUUUGGCAUUUUGUUUUUCAGAAAAAUCGAUACGAUAUUCUGUGUUGUAUCAAAGGUGGUGAAGAGAUCAAUAGUGUUCAGCACUCUGAAAGUGUGUUGUUUUUAUUCUUCAAAAAUAUAUAUUCUCCAUUUCUUCUUAAGGAUUGGAUGAGACCAAUUGUGGUAUGUGGACAUUCAUGUUUGAGACUGGCUAAAAGUCUUUUUUCAUUUUGGGGGGUGUACUUUUAUGCUAACUUUAUCAAUCAAAAUGCAACAGUUGAGUCUUUUAACUGUUCAUCAAUACUUUGUGAAGAUUCUUCUCCCUACUAUCAUUGAUGUUUUUCAGGAUUUCUUAAGUUAUUUGGUAGUUUGAAUGAAAUAGUGGUAGUCUGUAAGCUCUAAUUGUUGCUUCCACCACAUUGCCAAUGCAGUAUGGCAUACUUUUUAUUCUGGAGUUCUUGUAAUUAAUAUAUUAGAUGUUAUCUACCAUAUUUUUCCAUGUAUAAGACUAGGUUUUUUUCCUAAAAAAUAAUGUCAAAAAUUAGGGGGCAUCUUAUACAUGGAUACAUCUCCCCCCCAUUUUAUUAAAUCUGAGUCCCCCAAAAUAGGGGGCAUCUUAUACAUGGGGGUGUCUUAUAGAUGGAAAAAUACAGUAUAUUUUACAGCAAUAUUAAGUUGACUAGCAGCCUUCUGUCCAUCAUUGCUCGGGAAUUCUAAGAAACAGAAAAGCCACUGCAGUGAAAUUGGUGGUUAAAAUCAGUUCAGUGUUGAACAGUUCAGUCCACUAUCUUGAUUCAAAAUAGCAUCCAAUUAUAUCCAAACAUAGAUGAAAACCUGAACCUUGAUAUCAGGAACCAAAUUGUUUAACAGAUGCAUAAUUCUUUGAAUGUGUAAAUAAAAGUUGUUUCUGUGAAUUAAAUCACUUUUUGAAAUAUCACCUAUUUUUAGAUAUCCCUAUUUGUGGGUGUGCUGUCAUUCAGCAUAGCAGUUGCCAACAAGGUUGAGAUUGGCCUGGACCAGAGCCUGUCAAUGCCAGAUGUAAGUGACUUUUGCUUCUUCUUUUUCCUUUGGAAAAACACCUGCAAACAACAUACUACUCUUGUCUUACCAUAUAUAGGGUAGAGAGAAGCAUUAUAGGUAGCUUCCUAUUUUUCUCAUUCCCUCUCCCCUUUUUUGUAUAAGGACUCGUACAUGUUGGAUUACUUCAGCUCUCUCAGCAAAUACCUGCAUGCAGGUCCUCCAGUAUACUUUGUGCUAAAAGAAGGACAUGACUAUACUACUUUGGAUGGGCAAAAUAUGGUGUGUGGUGGAACAGGAUGUGACAACAACUCCCUCGUUCAAGAAAUAUUUGAUGCAGCAGAGAUUAACAGUUAGUAAGUGUUUACGUUUUUCCUCAUAAAGUCUGUUCAGCAAAUAAACUGACCCAGACACUGCAAUCAUAAUCUGAGGCCCUUCUUCAUGUGCCCCUUUGGCGAGAGGUCCAGAGAGUGACAACUUGAGAAUGACCCUUUUCUGCAGUGGCUCCCUGCUUGCGGAAUGCUCUCUCCAAGGAGGCUUGUCUGGCUCCUUCAUUACAUAUCUUUGGGCAACAGGCAGAAGCAUUCUUCUUCUCCAGACUUUUGGCCAAUUUCAUAAGGAUGAAAGCCACUUUUCUGUUAAACCCUCAAAAUGAUUUACAAGCAAAUUAAGUAUAUUUUAUGGUAUGGCAUUUUGUUGUAAAGUACUCAUCCUUAUUUUUUUUUUUAAGUCAUAGAUUUUCCAAUGGCAGUUUAAGUUACAUGAGUUGAACUUUGAAAUUCUGAACACUUCUACUUGUAGUCUAGGAAAACAAUUGCUAAUCCUCCAGACAAACUAGACUGUUGUGUAUACUUAACAUUUAGUAGGAGAAAUGUCCUGUUUUGAAAGUUCAUUAAUAAUGUUUGGGUAAAGGUGGCUUGUUUUUCAUAUUUUAGCACAAAAAUUGGCUAUGCUCCUUCUUCGUGGAUUGAUGACUACUUUGAUUGGGUCAAACCACAGUCAACUUGUUGCAGAAUCUACAACACCACUGGGCAGUUCUGCAAUGCUUCAGGUACUGUUUGUUGCCUUUGUACACUCCCUUAAACACGUCUUGCUCAGAAUUCUCCGGUUGGGAUGUGUGGAAUUCUUAGCAUGCUUUGAUGCCAGCCAUGCCUACCUACUCCAGCUUGCAUAUUUUACAUAGGGGCAGGAUGUAGAGUAUGCUUUUAAAUUCCUACAUAUUGACAAAUACAGCUAAUAGUUUAGUGCUGAUAACACAUAUUGUACGUUAAGAACUGGCCUGAUUCAUAUCAGCAUCAUGGAGGCAAGUCCCCAUUCUUGCUUCCAACACUUCAUAAUGUUUACACACAGCUGAGUAAUGUGUUGUGUGGUGUAGCAGCAACUGCUACUGCUACACAGGGAACUGCUUCCUAUAGAGCUUGCCAUGUGAAGCACUUCUGUUUUAAAUUUAGGAAAGUAGACUUCUUAGCUUUGUCCCAUCUUCAUUUGGGUUGGAUUAUAGACAUAGCUACAUCUGAAUAGAAUCCAAUGGCAGUUGCUGCUAAAAAAUGGUUACAUAUGAAGAUCCUGCUGGGUCAGGCCAGUUGCCCAUCUAGUUCAACAUCCUGUUUUGAUAGUAGCCAACUAGUUGCUCAUGGGAAGCCUGCAAGCAGCAGGCCUGAAUGCAAAAGUGUUCUUCUCUCCCAUUGUUUUCAGCCACUGGUACCCAAAAUCAUACUCCCUUCAACUACAGAGGCAGAACCUAGCCAUCAUAGCUAGCAGCUACUGGUAGCCUGAUCAUUGCAUGAAUUUGUCUAAUCUUUUAUAGUUGUCCAAGUUGGUGGCCAUCACUGCUUGCCAUGGGAGCAAAUUCCAUAGUUGAACUAUGCACUGUGUGAAGAAGUACUUUCUUUAGUCUGACCCAAAUCUUCCAACAUUUCAUACAUAGUUCAGCUGGGGUGUUCCUCUAAUUGAGUAACUGCUUGGGUGUCUUUUGCACAAAAAUAUGGGACUCUUCAGCUAAGAUCUUGGUUCUUUGAUGAAACUGCUUUAUUGUGAAGCAGGGUUUUUUUUGUGUGUGUGUGUGUGUGUGUGUGUGUAGCCAAUUAACAUACAUUUUCCAACAAUGUUUAUGCAGUUGUGGAUCCAUCCUGUGUGCGUUGCCGGCCACUGACUCCAGAAGGGAAGAAGAGACCUCAGGGUGAAGACUUCAUGAAAUUCCUGCCCAUGUUCCUCUCUGAUAACCCUAAUCCAAAAUGUGGCAAAGGGUAUGUGUCAACAGGGGAGCAUUUAGAGGGGACAUAUUUUCCUUCAAAGUAAAACUUAUUCUGACAAACACUGUAGUCAUAAAGUAUAAGAGACGCAGACCACCAGUGGUAAAUGAGGCAUUUGUGCUGCAUCUGAUGGGAUCAGGCAGUGUGAGGUGAUGAAAUCAGGGCAGCUCUGGGCUGGCGAUGGUUUUGUCCCACAGAUGUGUGCACAGCUUUGCAAAGUCUGUCUUAACCUGGAGCUUCCCUGUCCUCCCUGCCACAUCCCAGAAAAUGCUGUGCUGCUACUUUCCAUACGUACCCCUGCUGUUGCUGUGCAAUACCAAUCUAAGUGUCUGGCCUUCAUUCUGACAGCCCAGAACAUUGCCUUCUGUUGUUUCACAUAUCUAUCAUUGCAGUCCUUGAAUAAAGCAUCACAAAGCUGGAUCCUGCAUUCAUUUUGCAGAAUUACAUAUUUGGGCACAAUUGUGAUGGGUGUUCGGUUGGAUCCAUAGAUUCUCUCCUUUCACACACCCUUCCAUCAGAGAGGAGCUUUUUUGUGUGUGGAUCCAACUCAUAGGGUGCUGGUUUCUUUGGCUAGAAGUCAGAUAGUGGUAGUCCAGGGCCUACUGAGGAAGAUGACAACACAGUAUCGGGGGUGAAGCGAAUGACUGUCUUCCACCAUUUUACAUUUGCUCUGUGCCUGUUCUUCCAUUUGCCUUCCUUCUUGACAGAUGAGAAUGAUGUCAGUUGAAGGACACUGGCCGCCUGCCUUGGCAAAAUACUGUGUUCCCUUAUCUCUCUAGAUUAGCAAAUUGUUACACAAUCGUAGAGCACUGUGCCCAGGAGUGUCCUAACAGCAUUGUAGAAGCUAGUUGUCUCUUGGAUGCCUUAGCUAAUUUUAACUGAAGGAACCUAAUAAUCAUUCCAUUGAUAUGUGUGCUAACUGUACUUUUCUUUACAGAGGACAUGCAGCAUAUAGCUCUGCAGUUAACUUUAUAAACAACUCUGAAGUUGGAGCUACCUACUUCAUGACUUACCAUACAGUGUUGAAAACCUCUGCAGACUUCAUUGAUGCAAUGAAGAAAGCACGUGUGAUAGCAUACAACAUUACUAAAUCCAUGAGCACUGAAGAAAAGAGCUAUCACGUAUUCCCCUACAGGUACGUGGCUCUUUCUCCACCUCUGUUCCCCCCUCCCCCUACCAAAUACUUACACAUUCAAAGUGUUACAGGGUGUUUUUUUCUUUGACUUACCUAUAUACCAGCUUUUAACAGCAAGAAGUUCCCAUGGCAGCUCAUGGAUAUUAAAACAGGAAAACAAAUGGAACUGUUAUACACUAUUAAUUUCUGAAGACCUGGUGCAAUGAAGUUCCAUCAUGUCUCCAAAAAGAGACCAAAGAGGAACAUAACAAACCUGUCAAGGGCCUACACACCAGAAAUCUAGACACACAGCUGUGUUUCUAGUAGAAACUAAUUUGGGGCAGUGUUUGGAUAGUGCCUAAUCAGCCGACUUAAAAACUUUGAGGGAUUUGCAUGGGAAAGCGUGCUCCCCAGGAGUCCAUGUUUAGGCUAUAUGGGGGGGGGGGCAGCACUUUUAACAGAAUGUGGAAGCAAAUGUGGAAUGUAAUAUUCUGCAAUUGGUGAGAUUUGUUUUUGCCAACCUACACAAAUGGGGUAUUUUGUACUAGUUGAGGCUUCCAGACAGUGUGUUUAAAAUCAGUACAAUGUGGUGUGUGUUAAAUAAGCCCAAUCUUGGGUGAAAAAUACACAUUCUGGUGGGUUGAAUGUUGUUACUGAACCAUGGGGUGAUGAUGUUGAUUGGACAUAAAACUGUGAAUAUCAAAAUGCCAUUGCACAAAUUUCAGAGCCAUAGUUUUUAAGAACAACAGUUUACACCCUGUAAUAUAACAAGGGUUACUGAAUCGUCCUCAAACUUUCCUUUCCGUUGAUGGAAUGCUGACGGCCUGGUGGGUUUAGCUCCCCCUAGUGUUCAAAGGCAAGAAUGCACAUGCCUCUCAGGAAUUUUUACCCAGCCCUUUCAAGGACACAACCUAGGUUACAUUCCUCCCAAGUUGCUUGCAGCAGUAGCUUAGCAAUUCUUUCAGUGUUCCUGCUUUUUCAAGCUUUCACAUUUUUUCUUGAUAUUUAGUUUGAGUUUUUGGAAAUAAUUGGGAAAUUACUUUGCAUAAUUUCCUUUAAUGGCGAAAACACUAUAAAUAAUUGGUUACUCUCUGAAUGAAUGAAUGAAUGGAUUUAUUACAGUCACAGACCAGAAAUAUAGACAUAUAGUGAUAGAGAACAUACAUAGGUUAAAAUUAAACUCUAUAAGCGAGAGCAUGACUACUCUCUGCAUCCUGGCUUUUUAAAAUGUCUAGAUUAAUCCUAUUUCCUCUGCCAAACUUUUUGAAAAAUCUGAAAGUGGCAUUCUCUUUUGAGAACGAGACGAAAUUAAUAAUUUAGAAUUAAGAUAGCAAAGUAGCCAAGCAUUCAAAAGACUUAUUCUGUUAAUCUGUUACCAAUGUGAACAUUUUCUGUUUUCUUUAUAUAGUGUGUUCUAUGUUUUCUACGAACAAUAUCUCACUAUUGUAAAAGACACCGUCUUUAACCUCAGUAUUUCCCUUGGAUCAAUAUUCUUAGUAACAAUGGUGCUGCUUGGUUUUGAAGUGUGGGCUGCCAUUGUUGUUACCCUUACCAUUGCUAUGAUCCUGGUCAACAUGUUUGGAGUCAUGUGGCUCUGGGGCAUCAGCCUGAAUGCAGUUUCAUUGGUUAAUCUUGUCAUGGUAAGUUCACCCUCAUCUUUUUUUUAUCUGCUCUCUCAACUUUUGGCGUCAACGGCAAAUGCUAUGUGCCGUUAGCCGAUGUGGUGCCCUUCAGAUGUUGCUGAAAUAGUACUACCUUCCUCCCUGACAAUUGGCCAGGCUAGCUGGAGCUGAUGGGAGUUGGGAGUCCAGCAACAUCUGGACGGGGAAGCAUGUUGACCAAAAAUCUGGUUCAGAAUACUGUAAAUCCACUGUAAUAUGUUACGUAGGCAAAUUUAAUAUCAUAGAACGGUAGAGUUGGAAGGUACACCAAGGGUCAUCUAGUCCAACCUCCUGCAAUGCAGGAAUAACAGCCUGGAUACCAACUUGUAAAACAAGGGCUCUUGGUCCACCCCACUGGAAAAUGUUGCAGUGUACCCUUUAGUGUAUGUUAUCAGAUCCUUUGGCUAAGGGGUUUAGAAAACAGAAGUUGGCAUCAAAUCCAAGGGUCCCUGUUCUUACUUUGUUCUCUCCCCUCCUCCCAAAAACUUUCUUGCAAAAUAACACGAACUCGUCUCUUUUCAACUUUGGAAGGGCUGAAUGACACUGAAGCCUAAUCCCAGCUGCAUUGUUUUCUCUGCUGUGUCUUCCUUCCUCAGUCCUCUUUUGUUUUCAGAGUAGAAAGAACAUGAAGAAUAUAAGGUGCUCCCAUUCCACUCUCUCCUCUUUUCCUUCUCUCAGCUAGCCUCACCUGCCAGCUGAUUAAAGCAUCCUGGGGCUGCUCAGGCCCUACACUCAUCAGUAGGCCAGAGAGUAAGAAAUACUUUAGCACAGACAUGGCUCUCUAGCCUAAAUACAUUGUCAUUUUCCAUGUCAAGAGAACUACUUCUAGCUCAGGAGGCUUUUUUACUCAAGGGCUGAAUGUUCUCUUACGUGACAACUUCCAUAUACUAGUGACAGGCAAUUUAUUUCAGACAUUUAUAUACCACUUAAUAUUCAGAACUUCUAAGUGGUAUACAGAAAACAUUUUUUUUAACCAUGCAAUGAAUAAGAACAAUUUAAAAUGAAUCGUAAGACAUUAAAAAUGAGUCCAGGAAAGGUGCAGAGCUGAUAUAAAGGGUGUAGCCUAUGGAUAAUGCUAAAAGUUGGAUAAAGAGGCCUGGAGGACCAUAUUAGGCCUUUGACCCCAAGGUUCCCCAUUCCGGCUGGAAGUAAAGGUACAUAAGUGUAGGAAACUUCCUUUUAAAAAAAAAUCAAACCCAGAAUGUUGAAAAUGGAGUAUUCUGUGGCAGUAAGCUGCUUAACCUAUGCUGUCUUCUUUCCAGAGUUGUGGUAUCUCUGUUGAAUUCUGUAGCCAUGUGACAAGAGCAUUCACUGUUAGUACAAAAGCAACCAGAGCAGAGCGCGCUGAAGAAGCAUUAUCCCACAUGGGCAGCUCUGUAAGUAUUUUGUUUUGAAAACUAUUCUGUCGUGGCACUAGAAACCACUUAAGGAUAUGCUCCUAUCUCCAGUGUUCAAAACUCCCAUUGUUCUAGGUGCAUUUUGUGACAGGAAUUUCAUUAGCACAAGUGGUUUCUGAGAUCUGGCCUAAGGUUUCAAAUUAAAACUGCAGAGUGGAAGGAAAGGACCUUUUUCUGCCUCCCCAUUUCCAGCUACUCUCUGAAGACUGGAUAUUAGGGGAAUAUCCUUAAGGAUUAGCAGUGGGAAAACUAGACCAUGUGAAAAAUGAACAUAAUAUUUUAGCAGCAGUUCAUUCAUUUUCAGUGUUGUAUUCUUAUUAUUUUAAAAAGCACACCUAGACAUUGUUGUUGCACCCAUAACCUAAGCUUAAGGUGCCAUUUAGCUCCUAGCUUUCAUAUCUGUUUCUAACACUGCCUAUCUCCCUCUCAAGGAGGCCUGAUAGCUGGUACAGAGCAUAGCCUGUAGUGACAUACUUACUGAGAGUGCAAGAUAAAGUUAAUUAGAAUAAAAACAAUGCUUUAUAAAUGACAGUAGCAAUUUCCUGUUGUGUUUCAAUUAAUGCAUUGUAUAAAACUAAACACUGUUUCCCCCUUUGUCAGGUUUUCAGUGGCAUUACUCUCACAAAAUUUGGAGGAAUAGUAGUGCUUGCCUUUUCCAAAUCCCAGAUUUUCCAGAUCUUCUACUUCAGGAUGUAUCUAGCCAUGGUACUACUUGGAGCAACCCAUGGUCUAAUAUUUCUUCCCGUCCUACUUAGUUAUAUAGGUAAGAUCUUGCUCAAUAUGUACAAGUUGACCUGGAAUUUUAACUCUUGAGGGUGCAUAAGGGUUGCAGCUUGAGCUUCAUUCUGUAUUAAUGUGAUGUCUUGAAUUGGUUUGUUUAUGCUCAUAGUGUGUAGGAUAUGACUCCACAGCAUGAAGGCAGGAGUCAAAACUGGUGGGGUAAAUGCAGAAGUCUCUGCCUGCAAGGACAGCUCUCAUCCCAUCUGAGAACACCUUCACUCAAAGGAAAAUAAUUAUUUCAAGCGAACUGAUUUUGGGAUACUACUUCUGUCUCUGCAGAACCAACCACUAUCAAACUGGUAACUUUUUCCUUUUUCUUCACAGGACCCUCAGUAAAUAAAGCUAAAGCACGUGCAGCACAAGAGAGAAACAAAGGUACAGAGAGAGAGAGACUCUUAUUCUUCUAGCCAUUUUAAACAAAGUGGUCAGUGGACUCGUUGAAUUCUACCUGAAGCCCUUUUCACCAUAAGUUUCAGCAAGUUUCUAUGACUACUGUCGCACAACUACAAACCACUAUUACUGGACAGAUUAGAGAUCUACCCAAGUAGAUGACCAGUAGUUCUGAACAACUUGGACUCAGGAAGUACUGCAUAUUUCAGUUACAGUGUUACUAAAAUUGGAAGGAUCAUAAAUUAUUAUUAUUAUUUAAUACAUUCUAGUUUUUAUUCUUGUGAAAGUGUUUCACACAAUGAAAUUGCGUUCCUGAUGAAAUCUAAAGUGACAUGUAUGAGAAUAGAUUGCUGACCCACUGACACUACUUUUUAAAUGCAGGUCAAUGCAAUUUGUGGCUCUAUUUUUAGGAGAGACAAAUGAGCCAUUAGUGGAAAAAUAAUAUUUUAAUAAUUUGCCAAAGGGUCUGUGUGUAUAUAUACUUUAUUAUAAAAUAGGAUUUUUUGUAGGUCAAAAGUAUCAGUACAUAAAAUGCAAUAAAUUAAGUUUAUACAUUUUGUAUAGCUUUUCUACUUCAGAAAGCAGUAGGCUUCAUUAGCGCUUGGUCUCCAAAAACCUGCUUAAAAAACACAACAUGCUCUUCACAGUGCUCUCCUGUAAAACAGACAAAAAAGACUGUGGAAUUAAAUCUGAAAUACCUUCCAGUACUUUAUUUAAUUUGAAUGCAGUUCCUGAGGAUUUCUAGACUGAUCACACUACCUGUCAGACAGGACCACUGGUCCAGCUCAAUAACAUGUAGUACAUCCAAAAAAAAUAUGCACUGAAACCUUGUACCAAGAGUUGAUGAACUGGAAGUAGUUUAAGUAAUAUGUACUGCUGUUGUAUGCUAAGUUACUACUAUGACAAAACUGGAUUCGCAGCACAAUCAAAAUAACAUGCCACUUCAGCCAGAACUAGAAUAGUUUCUCUACCCUCCUCUUGUCCAAACUUCAGCACUUGUCCAUGAGACUUUCUUGGCAAUAUCAGUCACAAUAUGAAAUUACAAGGCUUAUGGGAAUCUGAUAGUCUGAAUGUAUUGCCGCAAACACUGGGACAUACCUAAUCAAAUUGAGGGGAAGGAUGCAUGUCUAUGUUCUUUAUCACUGUUAUGCUUAAACCCUGCUACUAAGAAAUCCACACCAUGGUAUACACGAAAGAAGGCCUUUCAUGAUUUGAGUGUGGAGGACUUUCAAGGUAAAAACGGUGAUAUAUGCAUGCAUCUAGGCACCUAUACUCUUCCCUGGCCAAGGGAAGUAUUCAAUUAAGUCAUAUUCAGAGUACCUCCAUUAAAAUAAAGAAACAAGUUAGCCACAAUUAAAUCAAAUGGGGUUGAUGUUGAGUAUAAUGUAAUCAGAUGCCAAACAGCUACAGCGAAAUAAGUCCUCCUUCCACUUGCACUCUUAUGAAGUGGUGGGUGUCACUUUUGUCACUCUGACUAAAAGUGAAUCCCUAAAACCCAAAACAUAUAUAGCAGCAGGCUCCCCACAACCACUACCCAUCUAUUAAAUGGUCUUUACUACAGUUGUCAUUUUCCACAUUCUACAAGAAUCUGUCAAAUCAGUAUUCAAAAUGUAGACACAGUGCCUUUAAUUGCAGAAAUGAUAUUUUAAGAGCAAAACAGUACAGUUUGUGGUGGGUUAUCUUUAUUUGAACUCUGUAAAUCAGUGCUUUAAACUUCUUAAAAAGCUAGUGUGUUCUAAAAAUGUAUGGUCUAGAGAGCUUACGGAGGGGCAGGGGCAACUUACCACAGGUUGUGUAUUAAUACCUCAACUGUUCAGUUAUCUUAAUAAACUUGUACGAAUAUUCACUAAAAUGUGGCCAAGCUCCAUUUAAAUGGCUUAGCCAAGUCCCUAAAUUCACUCUAUAAACCACAGCGGUUUUUCCAAUUUUCCCUUAAGCGGGCUCACUGAAAAUAUUUACCAGUAAAGCAGAUUUGGAACCAACAUUGGUUGUAAGUGGCCAAAAGUACAAGAACAGAUUGCUGAACCUUGAGUCUAUCCCAGCUUACUAAGAUUUACAAGACACAAUCUUGUUUAAUAAACUUUUCUAUAAAAAGAUAAAGGCUGGCUGGGAUUAUCUUGACACACUUCCCUCCCCACUUUGCAAAUGGACACUUUACCUGGAGUGAAGCUAGGGUUUCCACGCAAUCGCUGAUUUCUCUGCUCAAAGAACCUGAAUAUGGUAUAGAAUAGCAUCUCAUCUUCCGUCUGCUUUGCUGCAUCAAGAAACUUUCGAGCAGAAAUACUAUCAUGGCCUCCAAUACCUCUGAUGAAUCUCAAGGCAGCCAGUACCUGAUGUUUAGACAACAAAACUUCCACUAUUUCAUCAUUUGCAGUAGAAAGUCUCUGAAAGCAAAGUGACUACAAUUAGUGCCUGCUGAACUAAUGAAAACCCUAAAUCCAACACACAAGGGGAAUGAUCUUGCCAUUUAUUAUGGUGGACAAUGAAAUGUUCAGAUUGGGCUGUUCCUCUUGCAAGACACUCAGGCAGGAGCAAAGAAUUGUGGGAGGUAGACCCAUUUCUCCUCAGUUUUUUUCCCUCCUGCCUAGGACUGAGCAGUUUGGCUCUCCCAGCUCUCAAUGUUUUGUUGACUGCGAGUCAGCUGAGUCCUCUUUAACUACUUUCUUUGUUAUUAUUAGUUACUUAGUAAUCUUCCUCUUCCUUAGUUGUUUAUUGGCAACUUUGCCUGUCUUUGUUACUGUUUGGUGUCAGUCCUUUUAUGUGUCCUCUGCUGAGGUAAAAAGAAAAAAGCACCAUUGUCUCCCUGCUAAACAUGUUUCCCUAUUCUAGGUUCAGUGUUUUACUUCUAUUUUUUCAUUAAUUUCUUAAUUUCGAUCUCUUUUCCUUGUUGCUGGCUGUUGCCAGCGGUUGAGUUGCCUUUUCCUUCAACUUUUUUGCGUCACAGGCUGCCUCCUGCAGUGACUGUGCGCUGUUUCCCUACCAGCCACUCUGCGCCUUACUCUCAGCGUCCUUUUGGACCCUUUAUUCAGCGCAUCAGCUUUUCUUCAAGAAUCGCUGCUUCUGCAAAGAAAGGGAGGGACAAAGAAAAUAAGCUUCCAACUCCUUUUUCUCCUGUCUGCUGCAGCGGCGCAAAGGGCUGUUGCGACAUGUUUUGCCUGCAAUAAUAACGGAAUCAGCAGUCUGCUUCAGUGCCUCAAUUUCCUCCCACUAAAUUUUGAUGGCAUCCUUAUGAGUCUCUGCAAGGCUUGGGUGCCUCUCCACAUAAAAAAGUGAAACAAAAGUUGAAGCAGCUAAACCUAGCAGGGUCCUCUAAUACUUUUCACAGUCACUCAAAUCACUCUUUCUGUGUUAAGGGCCAUCAUUCCCCCCUCCCCCCGUGUUGUUGGUAAGGUCUACCGCCUGUAAACAAACCUCCUUCAGAGCAAUCCAUGACUCAGCCACCCAGCCCUGGCUCAGUUAUCUAGUGAGGUUUUACUGCCACCUGCUGGCAAUAUAAAUGACAUAGCCAUGUCCUGUGAUUCUGAGCCUGAAUUUCAGGGUUUUGCUGAUGCCCAAUUAGGGUCUAAUGAGCAAAGUUCAUUUUCACCAAUGGGUCACGGUUUAUCAGAAGUUUUGAAUGUGAACUUGCCUGCUUCUUUUGAAGGAUGCCCUUCUUGCCUCCUUAUCGCUGGCCAAACACUUCUGUAUUUUCCACAAAGACAAGGUUGUGCUUCGCACUGAUCCCACUUUUGUACCAAAAGUACCUUCAAGAUUUCAUAUUCAACAGGAGUUGGUGCUUCAAACGUUUUGUCCUAAUCCGCAGCAUCCAUAAGAAAAGGCUUGGGCAUUCUUUGGAUGUGCGGCGGGCUUUGAAGAUCCAUCGUACAAAAGAACAUUAGAACUACAGGUGUCUUGUUUGUGUCUUUUCAUACUUCAUCUCUGGGAAAUAAAGUUUCUUCUGCCACAUUAUCCAGAUGGCGGCGUGCUUGCAUACUGUCAGCUUAUGAGUCUCUUAAGUUACCUUCUCCAUCACGUAUAUUUCCACGCUCUACCAGUUCAGCCUCUAUGUCGGCGGUCUUUGCUGCCAAUGCUUCCCUGCUGGAUAUCUGUAAAGUAGCUACUUUGCAUUGGCCAAUACUUUCACUAGGCAUUACAGGCUAGAUCUUUUAGCCUCAAGUGAUGCAGCCUUUGGCUGCACAGUUCUUCAUCAGGUUCUAUAGUUAGCUCAACUGCAGUUGGGUCCCGCCCAGUUGGGAAUUGCUGUGGUAUGUCCCAAUCCAAACACUUCAUCGUCCACCAUAAUAAAUAGGAUGACUGGUCUUACCUGAAUAGCAGAUGUAUUAGGUGGACAAUGAAGUAUUCAGAACCAUCCCUAUGUGGGUCUGCAGCGGAAUCAUUUUCAUGAGCAGGGUUUAUUACUGUAUUCAUUAUAUGACAUUAUAAUUUAUUAUAUGCCUGAGUUUUAUCAUGGGGGGUUUGUUUUCUUGACAUGCAGGUUUCCCCCCCAUGCUGCUGCACAUUACUUUCUUUACUUUCGUUCCUGUUCACGUGUUAGGCAGGGGGAGGUAGGCCUUGUGUUUAAUUUAGUUUUAGAUUUUUGUCGUGAUGCUCCUGCUUGGCAAGUCGGAAAAACUGAGGGGAAAUGGUCUACCUCCCACAAUUCUCUGAGUCUCAUGCAAAAGGAACAGCCCAAUCUGAAUACUUCAUCAUCCACCUAAUAAAUCUACUGUUCAGGUAAGACAAAUCAUCCUUUCUGUACUCUGGACAUAAAGAUUAUAUCUUUACAUUACUUACAACCUCUGAUCAUUUAUACUUGUUUAUGAUUACUUGUUGGUAUAUAAGCAGACAAGGAAAUCACAAGUUUUCUCUGUGUACUUACCUUUAACAUAUCCAGGGAGAGCUGAUGUGCUGGAGGGUAAAUGCUCUCUAAUGACAGUAACAAGCAGGCCUGAAACAUGAAGUUCAACAGUGUCUCAAUACUUCACAAUUAUGUGUUAAACCUAAAAGUAGCAUGGUUGAAAAUAGUGUGAGCCAGAGUCCAGAUUCCUGCUAUGAAGAUACACCUACAAAGUCUGGUGAAAGGGCAGCAUAGAAUUAACCAAGAAGCAAUGAAAGCCGUAUGGUGAAGGACAAAAGAAACUAACUUACCAGAGGUUUUGAAUCACUGAGAACAUGAUAUUGCAGGAACUGGUGAAGCAUAUAGAAUAGGUUGUGCUGAACAAGGGUUUUGAUAACGAGUUCAUAUAGAUAAUGCUAAGGAGGCAAGGAAAAAGACUGCUUAAACCAGUAGUAACUAGGCAAGUAUUUAACUACUACCUUAUCACCUUAGUUCUAGGGCGUGAAACACAAGAAAAGUUAACUGAAAAAGGGCACAUAGACUUAUACAUGCAGGGUGUUGUUUUUUAAAAAAAAUACUAUAAUUUUCUGAAUUCAAUACUAGAACUUAGUAGAACUAAAGGCUACUAGUCUGUAUAGCAGAGAUGGGGAACCCGUGGCCUUCCAGAUGCAAAUGCCCAUCAUCCCUGGCCAUGCUGAUGGGACUCUGAGUCCAAUCACAUGACGAGGGCCACAGGUUCCCCUUGCCCUGCUCUGAACUCUUCAGAUAGGUUAGUAAGCUCUUUGGCUGCAGCUCAUCAUACUUCAACCUCUUGGCCAGCUGGCCAGUGAGAAGAAGGCAGCAGGAACAGACAUGAAGUCUGAAAAGAGCAAAGUUGGCCCCUUCUCUGCUUCUGGAUUUUUCUUCAACUUGAGCGAAAUUCUUUUCAACGCCAUACUUUCUCUGUUGGGAAGGGGUUUACUGGGUGUAAGAAUACUCAAACAGAUUUUUCUUUUUUCUUUUCUGGAGGUUGAAAGGGAAUUGAGACAUUUUCUCAUGAGCCUGCCCUGUUGAUAGUUCCCUAUAGCAUUUGUGGCCUUUGGAGCAGGAAGACUGGACAAGCAAAUGGAGGUUCAAGUGCCUGGAUGGAAGGAGCUGUAGCUGAAAGCAACUUGAAACUCAAUACUACCUUUAAGACUAAUCCAGCCUACCUAACACUAUUGGGUGAGCAGAGCUCUCCAUAUGAAGGAGGGUAAUGCAGUGUAUGAGAGGUGGUGGCAAACGACUGGACUUUCUCCAACUGUAUGGAUGCAUGUAUCUUCACACGUGAACUAAAAACCUUACACUGAAAGAUGACAACAGAAGGGCUCAAAAUUAGCACACUUACAAAGGCUCAUUUCCAAUCCUGAAUAUUUAAGCAAACACUCCAGAGUUUCAGAAGGAAAAAAAUGUGUACAAUUGUAGCUUUGAUCCCAACACAUCUGUUCAUUACUAGCCCAAACUCUUCACAAUGCUAUUUGUCAUAUUUAUACUUAGUUGAUAUCUAUAAGUUGCUCUGUCACAUCAAAUCGCCUCUAAAACUUCAUAUAUCAUUACAUGCAAACUAAUGCCAACGGUUCUGUAAAAGAAUGUGGAAUGUCUGUUUAAGGAGAAUGAGCACAUUUUAAUUAAUAAAUAAACAGCUUUAAUAUUUCAAAAAUUGGUAACUAGUGUGCAGUCUAAAAAUAGUUAACCAGCAUAGAGAAUCAUAAUCUUAUAUAAGACAUUUUAAGUUUUUACCUGAACAGCUAUCUGGAAUUGGUUGAGUGAGCGAAUAUACUCCAUUAGGACAGCUAUAGUGAACUUGUGAGGUGCUUCCUAAACAGGAAAAGGAGAAUUUACUAAAGGAGAUGCUUCAACUCCAAUAAAGAAUCUGUUUAAAUCAGGAGUCAA